Talaromyces atroroseus is the source of this 423-nucleotide messenger RNA. RefSeq lists its product as hypothetical. The coding region runs from base 1 to 423 and encodes 140 amino acids. The transcript has 2 exons. The record is from RefSeq and is a predicted model, not a curated record. Lineage: Eukaryota; Fungi; Ascomycota; Eurotiomycetes; Eurotiales; Trichocomaceae.
AUGAGCGCCUCUCAGCCUCCCCUGCAGGCCGCCAGCUCGCUCAAACGCAAAGCCUCCACCGAGCUCCCGUCCGACUACCAGCGCGCUGUCGAUACUCUAGAGCCCUUCGAUCAACAUGGGGUGUACAUGGCGACUCUGUACGAAGAAGCAUACGCAGAGACAACUGCUGAAAUCAAGAAGCUUCUACGGACCUACGCCUCAGCUGCUGCGGGUUGUGCUGCCUCUAAUAAUGCCGCCGAGGAUUACCACCAUGAUGUCACGCACGAACUCGAGGCUAUUCUGAAUGACCUUGCGAGCAAGCCUGAAAUGUUCGAGAUUAACGAGGUGAAGAGUGUGCUUAGUGAUUGCGGCAUUGACAUUGAAGUUCGUCACAAUGAAGCUGGCGGGAAGUUCGUGAAUGUGCAGUUGAGAAUGGGGGAGUGA